AUGGCGAAAGAGGAUCGAGGCGUUGUCGCGAUCACGGGUGCGAACGGAUCAAUCGGAUAUGCGUGUACAGUGUAUGCAGUCUGCCUCGGAUAUCGGGUUCGUUGUGUCGUCCGAAGCAAAGAAGCAAUCGAAACCCUGAGGCAUGGACCAUCCCUGCAACGGUUCGCAAGCCAGAUCGACUACCAUAUAGUACCCGACAAUACUGUUCCGGACUCAUAUGAUUCUGCGCUUGCCGAUGUGCAGUAUGUGAUCCAUAUUGCGGGCGUUUGGCCGACCCCCGACAAGCACCCUGACAACGACAUAUACAUUCCGUUUGUUAAAUCGAUGCAGAAUAUCCUCUCGGCCGCCGAGAAAGUAGGCACUGUAAAGCGCGUGGUAUUCACGCAAGCCGGAGCAGCAAUGGUACAUCCCGACGACGGAGACACACUCGGGACGGCCAUGGACAUGGUGUUGAACGAGUACACACCUGUACAUCCUGGAUUGCUAUCUCUCAAGCCUCCUUUGGCCUCGCCCCAUCAUGCCUACUGUGCAGCAAAGGCCCAAUGUAUGACCACCCUCAAAAACCUUCGCGCAUCAGGGAAUUUGCCAUUCUCAAUCGUUCAGAUUGUGCCUGGGGCCGUCAUGGGGCCUUCUGAACUAGUGUCCACAAAGAUGGACGGAAGAGGGUACAUGGACCGCAUGUCCCGCGCGCUCCUCUUCAACGAGCCGAAACCGCGGUAUUCCUUUGGCUUUGUACACGUGGGAGACGUCGCCAGAGUUCAUGUGGAAGCUUUGGACGACGUCAGGAUUCCUUACGACGAAGUGCCCGAUUGGUUCAUCGCAGCAGGUGCCAGUGACCCAUCGAAGGAUGGUGAGGAGACUUGGAAAGAGGCUGGAGAUUUUAUCGAGAAUAACCUUCAACACGAAGUCGCUAGCGGUAUGUUCUCGGUUGGGAGAGACAAAGUGCCCACAAACAUGCCUUACUACGUGGACUCUGCUUUGACGGAGACAAAAUUACUUCGCCAUGAAAGGUUCAAAAGUCUGAAGGAGUGUAUAAAGGAAGUAGCAGAAUGGUACACGACCUUGAGAUAA
This is a messenger RNA of Paraphaeosphaeria sporulosa, 1071 nucleotides long. RefSeq names its product NAD(P)-binding protein. Gene Ontology annotation, molecular function: oxidoreductase activity, acting on the CH-OH group of donors, NAD or NADP as acceptor. The transcript has 3 exons. The record is from RefSeq and is a predicted model, not a curated record. NCBI's taxonomy places the organism in Eukaryota, Fungi, Ascomycota, Dothideomycetes, Pleosporales, Didymosphaeriaceae. The coding region runs from base 1 to 1071 and encodes 356 amino acids.